Pomacea canaliculata is the source of this 2574-nucleotide messenger RNA. Its product is annotated as heat shock protein HSP 90-alpha-like. The record is from RefSeq and is a predicted model, not a curated record. Gene Ontology annotation, cellular component: protein-containing complex; cytosol; plasma membrane. Gene Ontology annotation, molecular function: ATP-dependent protein folding chaperone; ATP binding; disordered domain specific binding. Gene Ontology annotation, biological process: protein stabilization; cellular response to heat; protein folding. The coding region runs from base 156 to 2222 and encodes 688 amino acids. Lineage: Eukaryota; Metazoa; Mollusca; Gastropoda; Architaenioglossa; Ampullariidae. The transcript is spliced from 9 exons.
UGGCACAUAAAAGAAAAUCAUGCGCUUGUAGGUCAGACUAUAAAUUUAGUCCGCGUCAGACCGUUGAUAGUUGUUGAGAAAGUGUCAAGCUGACAAAGAGUCGAGGCAACGCUUAUUUGACAUUUGAGACUUUCUGAGCACGUGUAUCUGCGAAGAUGCCCGAGCUGACUGAACAAACCAUGGCCGAGGAAGGAGAGGUGGAGACCUUCGCAUUCCAGGCCGAGAUUGCUCAGUUGAUGAGCCUUAUCAUCAACACAUUUUAUUCAAACAAAGAAAUUUUCUUGCGUGAGCUGAUCUCCAACGCAUCCGAUGCCUUGGACAAAAUCAGGUACGAAAGCCUUACCGAUCCAAGCAAACUGGACUCUGGCAAGGAGUUGCACAUCCGCAUCAUACCGGACAAAGAAAGGAAGACGCUGACCAUUGAAGAUACAGGUAUUGGAAUGACGAAAGCAGACCUGGUCAAUAAUCUGGGCACUAUUGCCAAGUCGGGAACCAAGGCCUUCAUGGAAGCUCUUCAAGCUGGGGCCGACAUUUCUAUGAUCGGACAGUUUGGUGUUGGUUUCUAUUCUGCAUACCUGGUAGCAGAUCGAGUUACUGUCGAGUCCAAGCACAAUGACGACGAUCAGUAUUUAUGGGAAUCGUCAGCAGGAGGCUCAUUCACAGUCUCAACAGGCUCAGGCAGCAAAUUGGGACGUGGCACUCGAAUCACCCUGUAUCUGAAGGAAGACCAACAAGAGUAUCUCGAAGAACGACGAAUCAAAGAGGUCAUUAAGAAGCACUCCCAGUUUAUUGGGUAUCCCAUCAAGCUGUUGGUGGAGAAAGAACGGGACAAGGAAAUUGAAGAUGAAGAGGAAGAGAAAGAACCAGAAGCUGAGGCUGAAAAACAGGAUGGGGAACAACCUAAAAUCGAAGAUCUUGAUGAAGAUGAAGAAGAGGACAAAGAUGACAAGAAGAAGAAGAAAAAGAAGACUGUAAAGGAAAAGUACCAAGAGGAGGAGGAGCUGAACAAGACUAAACCUCUGUGGACCCGAAAUCCUGAUGACAUCAGCGCUGAGGAGUAUGCAGAAUUCUACAAAUCUCUGACAAACGAUUGGGAAGAUCAUUUGGCAGUGAAGCAUUUCUCAGUGGAGGGACAGCUGGAGUUCCGCGCUCUUCUAUUUGUUCCACGGCGUGCACCUUUUGAUCUUUUUGAGAAUAAAAAGAAAAAGAACAACAUUAAGUUGUACGUGCGACGUGUGUUUAUCAUGGACAAUUGUGAAGAUCUCAUUCCUGAAUACCUCAACUUUGUGAAGGGUGUUGUAGAUUCAGAAGAUCUGCCACUGAACAUCUCUCGUGAAAUGCUUCAGCAGUCCAAAAUUCUGAAAGUUAUCAGGAAGAACCUUGUCAAAAAGUGCAUGGAGCUGUUUGAAAAUAUUAAAGAAGACAAAGACAACUACAAGAAAUUCUAUGAACAGUUCAGCAAAAAUUUGAAGCUGGGCAUUCAUGAAGACAGCACCAACAGAAAGAAGUUGGCUGAUUUUCUGCGGUACCAUUCAUCACAGUCUGGUGAUGAAAUGGUUUCGUUGAAGGAUUACGUCUCCCGUAUGAAGGAAAAUCAGAAGUGCAUAUACUACAUUACAGGUGAAUCCCGUGAUGCUGUGCAAAACUCUGCCUUCGUUGAAAGAGUGAAGAAACGAGGCUUUGAGGUGCUCUACAUGGUGGACCCAAUUGAUGAAUACUGUGUACAGCAGCUGAAAGAGUAUGAAGGCAAAAAUCUAGUCUGUGUUACUAAGGAAGGACUUGAGCUUCCUGAAGAUGAGGAAGAGAAGAAAAGGUUUGAAGAAGCUAAGGCAGAGUAUGAAGGCUUGUGCAAGACCAUGAAAGAGAUUCUUGACAAGAAGGUAGAAAAGGUAGUUGUAUCUAACCGCCUUGUGUCUUCACCAUGCUGCAUAGUAACAUCAGCAUAUGGAUGGUCAGCUAACAUGGAGCGCAUCAUGAAGGCGCAGGCAUUGCGUGAUACAUCAACAAUGGGCUACAUGGCAGCAAAGAAGCACUUCGAGAUUAAUCCAGACCACCCAAUUAUCAAGAGUCUGAAGGUCAAGUGUGAUGCUGAUAAAAAUGACAAGGCUGUGAAGGACUUGUGCCUUUUGCUGUUUGAAACAGCUCUUCUAUCCUCUGGCUUUUCUCUUGAGGAUCCCACAUCUCAUGCCAAUCGAAUCCACAGGAUGGUCAAACUGGAUUAGGAAUCGACGAAGAGGACAUUACAGAAGAGCCUGCUGAACAAGCUGUUGCAGAGGAUGUUCCCCCACUAGAAGGUGAUGAAGAUGAUGCAUCACGCAUGGAAGAGGUUGACUAGGCAACAAAUGUGACUUCGAAGAGACUACUGGCUACACCCAUUGAGUUAUAGGUUUAUCUGCAAUUCCUUGGGGAAGUUGACAUUCAAGACAUUCAUGGGGUGUGCUAGAAACUCAUUCCUUGGAGACAUUCGGAAUCUGUGCAUGUUCAAUUUUUUUUUUAUUUUCAUUGUGAACUUUAUGUUUGUGAUAUUUCAAGGACUGAAAUACUUUCAAAAAAUAAAGUGAAAAUAAAAUAAAA